GGAGUGAUUGAGAAAGAGAGAGAGAGUGAUGAAAAAGGAAGAGUACACGUGAUGAAAGCUGGUCAUCUUCGAUGAGUUUUGCAUUCCAGCUCCAGAACAGCAAAAUGAAGUUUCUUCUACCGCUAGCGGUCGUCCUAUGUUUCUGCCACGUGUCCGUGGCAUCAGUGGAGAAAACCCACGUACCGAAGAAAACAUACAUCGUGCACAUGGCCAAAUCCCAAAUGCCGGCGAGUUUCGACGACCACACUCACUGGUACGACUCGUCGCUCAAAUCGGUGUCCGACUCGGCCCAGAUCCUCUACACGUACGCCAACGUACUGCACGGGUUCUCUGCGAGGCUGACGGCCGAAGAAGCCCGGUCCAUCGAGGAUCGACCGGGCGUUCUGACGGUGCUGGAGGAAGUGAAGUACGAGCUCCACACGACUCGGACCCCCGAGUUCCUCGGGCUCGACAGGACCGCCGAUUUGUUCCCCGAGUCGGACUCGAUGAGCGACGUCAUCAUCGGGGUUCUGGACACCGGUGUCUGGCCGGAGAGCAAGAGCUUCGACGACAGCGGGUUGGGGCCCGUUCCGAGUAGUUGGAGAGGGGAGUGCGAAUCCGGCACCAAUUUCAGUUCAUCCUUCUGCAAUCGGAAGCUAAUUGGAGCAAGGUAUUUCUCUAAAGGCUACGAGGCCAUUUUGGGUCCAGUCGAUGAAACAAGGGAAUCAAAAUCACCACGAGACGACGACGGCCACGGAACCCACACAUCAACCACGGCGGGCGGCUCAUCAGUAGCCAGUGCAAGCCUAUUUGGCUAUGCCACUGGAACGGCGCGAGGCAUGGCCACUCGCGCCAGGGUAGCCGUGUACAAGGUGUGCUGGAUUGGCGGCUGCUUCAGCUCCGACAUACUUGCCGCCAUAGACAAGUCCAUCGACGACAACGUCAACGUCCUCUCCUUGUCUCUCGGCGGUGGUGGCUCUGACUACUACAGAGACAGUGUCGCAAUCGGAGCUUUUGCGGCGAUGGAGAAGGGCAUUUUGGUCUCAUGCUCCGCUGGUAACGCGGGGCCGAGUCCGUUCAGCCUUUCCAACGUUGCGCCAUGGAUUACCACGGUCGGGGCCGGAACCUUGGACCGUGAAUUUCCAGCCUAUGUUAGUCUUGGAAACGGAAUGAAUUUCUCUGGCGUGUCGCUUUACAAAGGUGAUUCGCUGCCUACGAAGAUGUUACCUUUUGUUUACGCUGGAAAUGCGACUAAUUCCACAAACGGGAAUCUUUGUAUGACGGACACAUUGAUUCCUGAAAAAGUUAAGGGUAAAAUUGUGUUGUGUGACCGUGGAGUAAAUGCAAGGGUUCAAAAGGGGGCUGUUGUAAAAGAAGCCGGUGGGGCCGGGAUGGUUUUAGCCAACACCGCUGCGAACGGGGAGGAGCUGGUGGCAGACGCCCAUCUGCUACCGGCUACGGCAGUGGGUCAGAUAUCCGGUGACAAAAUAAAGAGUUACCUAUUAUCAGAUACCGAUCCGACCGCCACAAUUCUUUUUGAGGGAACUAAAGUGGGCAUUGAGCCUUCACCGUUGGUGGCGGCGUUCAGCUCGAGGGGGCCGAAUUCGAUCACACCGGAAGUCCUCAAGCCUGAUAUUAUUGCACCAGGUGUCAACAUCUUAGCGGGUUGGUCGGGUGCAGUAGGGCCGACAGGUUUAGCAACGGACAAUAGGCGCGUGGAGUUCAACAUCAUUUCUGGCACUUCGAUGUCUUGCCCACACGUUAGCGGCCUUGCUGCCCUUCUGAAGGGAGCCCACCCGCAGUGGAGCCCCGCUGCCAUACGCUCUGCUCUAAUGACCACUGCCUAUGUUGUGUACAAAAAUGGUAGACCGAUUCAAGAUAUUGCCAGUGGGAAGCCAUCUACGCCGUUCGAUCAUGGUGCUGGACAUGUGGACCCCGUGUCAGCCCUUAAUCCGGGACUCGUCUAUGAUUUGGACGUGAACGAUUACUUGGGCUUCCUUUGUGCGUUAAACUACACCGCUGCACAAAUCAGCACACUCGCCAGGAAGAACUACACUUGUGACCCAACAGUGAAAUACAGUCUCACUAAUCUCAACUACCCUUCCUUCUCCGUACCUCUCCAAAGCGCUGUAAUGGGUCGUGGUGGGAGCGCCAGCGGUAGCGUUGGUUCCACUGUGGUGAAGUAUACCCGAACAGUCACCAAUGUUGGAGCGGCGGCGACAUACAAUGUGUCGGUUAGUUUGCAAAGUGAGUCGGUUAAGGUUUCGGUUGAGCCGGAUUCGUUGAGUUUCAGUGAAUUGAAUGAGAAGAAGUCUUAUACGGUGACGUUUACUGCUAGUUCGAUGCCAUCGAAUUCGUUCAGCUAUGGACGUAUUGAGUGGACCGAUGGAAAGCACAUUGUUGGAAGUCCGAUUGCGGUCACCUGGACGUGAACGGGUCAGGAAGAGGGAAUGUGAUUCGGUUCACUUUACUGGCUCGAAGGAGCAUCGAUGGUUGUUUUUAAGCUGUUUUCUUUCUGUUUUUUCUUUUUGGGAGAAAGAAUUGGGAAAAGCCAGAUUUGGUGUCUGAUAUUGUUCUGUGACAGAGAACGUGUGGGAAAUUAGGCAGAAGAUGUGUUUUUCUUUGUCAGUGUACAGAGUGUAAUUAAUUCUUUCCCUUCAUGUUUUUGUAUCGUCUUUUAAUGGAAUUACUUUGUUUUUUAACCUUUGUCAGGAAAUUAUGGAAUAGUAUUAACAAAGUGUUCCUAUCA
Molecule: messenger RNA, 2728 nt
Organism: Rhododendron vialii
Lineage: Eukaryota; Viridiplantae; Streptophyta; Magnoliopsida; Ericales; Ericaceae
Product: subtilisin-like protease SBT1.7
Exons: 3
Coding region: 72-2411 (779 amino acids)
Biological process (GO): proteolysis
Molecular function (GO): serine-type endopeptidase activity
Source: RefSeq, a predicted model, not a curated record